AAUGUAUGCGCAACCUCAGCCGGCGCCACGUCAACGUACGGCAAUCGCGUGUCGAUACUGUCGCAGACGGAAGGUACGCGCCUCACUGACCGCUUGUUCGACGCGCAUGGCUGACACGUGCGCGUAGAUUCGCUGCUCUGGCUUCGAUCAGUCGGAGGACGGGCGCACCUAACACUCAACUCUACGGUGCAUACGGUCAGCCCCUUCCUCAACAUGGCAAUCGUGAUCCGUACCCGCCGCCUCAGCAGCAACAAGGCGGCCAGUACCCGCCGCCACCGCAGGGCUACCAGCAACCCAACAUGUACGGGCCGCCGCCGCAAGGUCAGGGCCCGAACAUGCAGCCCCUCCAAAGUUUACCAGCCGGCCGCAAGCGCUCCAACGACGAGCCGCACACGCCAACCAUGCCGCCGCCCAAUCCAGCCGAUCAAGCGCAACUUCAGCGUGGGUCGCAGCAGUACGCUUACCCGGACCCAUCGGGUCUUAACCAUGCUGGUGCGUCGCCUGCUUCUUCUGUUACUUCCUUCCAUUCCGCGCAACCGCUCUACAUGCAGCAGCCUGCUCGUGUCUCGCCGCAAAGCGCAUUACCCUAUGAAGCUUCGCGUGCCUCGUCCUCGCCUCACCCGCAAGGUGGCCUGCCUAGCGCGCCUGCUGCUCCAACCUCGUUUGCGCCUCAAUCUGGUAUGCAGUACUGGGGCGGCACGCCGUCGCCAGGUGGCAUGGUUGCUGUGAACGCUGCGCAUCCGGGCGUGAAAAUCAGCGAUAUCGUUGCUUACUCCGGAGCGCAGCAACAGCACCAGCAGCCGCCGUACCAGCAACAGGUUGCGCAGCAGGCGGUGGCGCAUGGGGACGAGCGCACGCGGAUGGAUACGAGCAUGGUUCAAGCUCUGAAUCGUGGACCGAUGUGAAUGGGAAGGCUGACGUGUUCAGCAGACGGUACCAGAGAUGACGGCACUGUCACCACCGGCGCAGAGAAGGAGGAGAUGAGAAGGCGUAAUGGCGAAGUCAGGGACGUCGGCGUUCAGACAGACGACCUGCCACCGAUGCCGGCAGCCAAAGAGCAGGACUCCUAGGCGGCUGCGCUCGUGGUUGAUGCG
Molecule: messenger RNA, 1094 nt
Organism: Baudoinia panamericana UAMH 10762
Lineage: Eukaryota; Fungi; Ascomycota; Dothideomycetes; Mycosphaerellales; Teratosphaeriaceae
Exons: 2
Coding region: 300-905 (201 amino acids)
Source: RefSeq, a predicted model, not a curated record